Paramecium pentaurelia is the source of this 3903-nucleotide messenger RNA. NCBI's taxonomy places the organism in Eukaryota, Ciliophora, Oligohymenophorea, Peniculida, Parameciidae. The record is from the annotation of a GenBank genome assembly.
AUGAAUUCUUUUCAAUAAAAUAAAAGAGUUUGCAUUGCACCUUUUUAUAAGACUGAAUAUGAAGUUUAUAAGUGGGCUUAAAUAUAUCACAGGUUUUUAAAGGUUAAAAUUCAAGUGUAAAUUAACCAAAACCAAAUCAUUUAUUCGUACUAAGGCGAAGCUUUGAAAAGGUAAAAGAUAGCUUAAAUUAUUUAAGCCUAUUGCUUGAUAACUAAUCAGAUGAUAAUAAUUAACUAUUUUAUAAUUUGGAAUAGAUCAGAAAUUUGGAUUGGAAAGGCCUAUUUGGAAAAAACAAUUAAAAAACUGGAUUUUGGAAUGCAUAUUGGAAUUAAUAAAAGCUUGAGCUUGUUGGGGGGUACUUAUGGAAUGGGAGUAAAAUCGGAAACUGGAUAGAUUUAUUUUAGAAUUAUUUUUGGUAAAUUCUUGGAUAAAAUAAAAAUAGUCAAUCCUAAGUAUUUGAGAUAGGUGAAUAUCAGGAAAAUAAGAAAAAAGGAAGAUGGAAAUAUACUUUUGAAAAUAUUGAGAUGUACAUUACUUUUAAAUAUUUAGUGGUGGAGGAAGUUAUUUUAGUGAAGGAGAAAUGAAUAAUAUUAAAAUAGGAAAAUGGAUUGAUUUAGAUGAUGAAUUUAGAAGUAACAAAUAAGUGACCUAUAAUGGUGAAUAUAAAUUUGGUAAAAAAGUUGGCAGAUGGGAUAUUUAUUUUAGAAAUGAAUAGAAUAAUGCAUUUCAACUAAUGUAAAAUAUAUUAAAUAGUGAAUCAUUAUAAAUGAAUUAGUGGUGGAGGAUUUUAUGAUGAAAGAGGGGAUGGUUUUAAGAAUGGACGAUGGAUUGAAUUGGAUGAGGAAUUUAAUUGUAAUAAAUAAGUCAUUUUCAUUGGUGUAUAUAAUAAUGGAAAAAAAAUUGGAAAAUGGGAUAUAUGGUUUAGAUAAGAAAUUAGUCAAUCAUUUACAUCAAUGUAAUUAUAUAAUCUAAAAUGCGAAAUUAUAAAUGUAUUAGUGGUGGAGGAUUAUAUGAUGAAGGAAAUGAUGGUGUGAAAAUUGGAAAGUGGAUUGAUUUAGAUGAGGGAUUUUAUUAUGAAAAAUAAGUUACUUAUAAUGGUGAAUAUAAAAAUGGUAAAAAAGUUGGUAGAUGGGAUAUAUUUUUAAAAAAAAUAUAGAAAGUUAAUUUUAAAAAAAUGUAAAAUAUUUUUAUAAAGUAUGAAACCAAAAUGUCUUAGGGGAGGUGGCACUUAUGAUCAAGGUAUUAAAAAAGGGUAAUGGAUUGAUUUGGAUGAAUGGUUUUAUAUUAAAAAAUAUGUAACUUGGAAAGGUAAAUAUGAAAAUGGUAGAAAAUGUGGUGAAUGGGAUAUUCGUUAUUUAGACAAUUCUCCUAUAACAAUCAUGUAAAAUAUUUUAUAUAAAGUAUGAAACUAAAAUGUCUUAGUGGAGGUGGUACUUAUGGCUUAGGUAUUAAAAGUGGGUAGUGGACUGAUUUGGAAGAAUAAUUUAAUGAUAAAAAAUAGGCAAUUCAUAAAGGAAAAUAUUAAAAUGGUAAGAAAGUUGGUAGAUGGGAUAUUCUUUAUAGAAAUAAUUAGACAGGGGAAUUUACAACAAUGUAAAAUAUUUUAUAUAAAGUAUGCAAUUAAAAUGUCUAAGUGGAGGUGGUAAUUACGAUCAAGGUAUUAAAAAAGGACAUUGGACUAAUUUAGAGGAGAAAUUUGAUAUUAAAAAAUAACUAAUUAUUGUAGGUAAAUAUGAAAAUGGUAAAAAAAUUGGUUAAUGGGAUAAAUUUUAAUAUCAUGAAUAAUAAGAAUAUUUUUGGCAGUAAUAUAUAAAUAUAUCAUAUCUUUAGGGGAUCUGUGGUCUAUGAUUUAUUCGGAAAUAAAAUAUAUCAAAAAGAAAAGUAUAAUUUGAUAAAUUCAUUUAUUUAGUUAGUAAGAAAUAGUCUAUAAAGGGCAAUAGAAAAAUUCCAGAAAAGCAGGUAGAUGGGAUAUCUAUUGUAGAAAUUAAUAACAGAAAUUAAUGUAAAUUAUCAUAUAUAUAGUGCAAAAUGAUAAAUCUAUUAGUGGUGGAGGAUUAUAUGAUGAAGGAAAUGAUGGUAUGAAAAUUGGAAAGUGGAUUGAUUUAGAUGAGGGAUUUUAUUAUGGAUAAUACGUUACUUAUAAUGGUGAAUAUAAAAAUGGUAAGAAAGUUGGUAGAUGGGAUAUUCUUUAUAGAAAGAAUUAGACAGGUGAAUUUACAACAAUGUAAAAUAUUUUAUAUAAAGUAUGCAAUUAAAAUGCCUUAGCGGAGGUGGUAAUUAUGAUGAAGGAGGUAUCAAAAUUGGAGAAUGGACUGAUUUAGUAGGGAAAUUUGAUAUUAAUUAAAAACUAAUUAUUGCAGGUAAAUAUGAAAAUGGUAAAAAAAUUGGUUAAUGGGAUAAAUUUUAAUAUCAUGAAUAAUAAGAAUAUUUUUGGCAGUAAUAUAUAAAUAUAUCAUAUCUUUAGGGGAUCUGUGGUCUAUGAUUUAUUCGGAAAUAAAAUAUAUCAAAAAGAAAAGUAUAAUUUGAUAAAUUCUUUUAUUUAGUUAGUAAGAAAUAGUCUAUAAAGGGCAAUAGAAAAAUUCCAGAAAGGCAGGUAGAUGGGAUAUCUAUUGUAGAAAUUAAUAACAGAAAUUAAUGUAAAUUAUCAUAUAUAUAGUGCAAAAUGAUAAAUCUAUUAGUGGUGGAGGAUUAUAUGAUGAAAGAGGGAAUGGUAUUAAGCGUGGGUUAUGGAUUGAUUUGCAUUAUCCAGUGUUCUGUGAUAAAUAAGUUUUUAUAAUUGGUGAAUAUAAAAAUGGUAAAAAAACUGGUAAAUGGCGUGUUUCUUAUAAUAAUCAAUAGCCUUAUAUUGAAAUGUAAAUAUAAUAUAUAAUAGUCAACUCUAAUAUUGUAUUAGCGGUUAUGGAUAUUAUGCAGAGAAUGGUAAUAAAAUUGGCUAGUGGAAUGAUUUGUACUAAGGAUUUAAUUAACAUAAAUAAAUAACUUAUAAAGGCGAAUACAGAAAUGGUCAUAAAAUUGGUAGAUGGGAUAUUUAUUAUCGAGAUACUUUGAAAGAUGCAUUUAUAGAGAUGUAAAUUAGGUUGUAUAAAGCGCGCAAUUAAAAUUUUUAAGUGGUGGUGGAUUAUAUGAUGAAGGAGAUAGCAUAAAAAUAGGAAAGUGGAUUGAUUUGGAUGAGGGAUUUAAUUACUAUAAAUAAGUAACUUAUAAAGGCUUUUAUGUUAAUGGUAAAAAAGUUGGUAGAUGGGAUAUUGAAUUUAAAAGAGAUGACAGUCAACAAUUUUCAUUAAUGUAAAAUUUUAUAAAAAUUCUUUACAUAAUUCGUGUUAGUGGUGGUGGAUUAUACGAUUUAGAGGGUAGUGGCGAAAAAAUUGGGUCAUGGAUUGAAUUGGAUGCUCAAUUUGAUAAUUAAAAAUAAGAAACCUAUAUUGGUGUUUAUAAUAAUGGUUAAAAAGUUGGUUUUUGGGAUCUAUUAGUUUAUUAUUAAGAUAAUUAUUAUUGGCAGUAAAAUAUAAUCUAUAUCAUUAAGAGAUUCUAAUUUAUAUGAUAUAUUUGAAAAUUGUAAAGUUCAACAAAUUAUUCUGUAAGAUAUGAAUUUAAAUUUUUUUAGUUUUCCUAAAAUUGUUUACAAGGGAAAAUUUAAAAAUUGUAAAAAAUUUGGUAGAUGGGAUAUUGAGUAUAGAAAAGACAACUGCAAACCAAUUGAAUAAAUGUAAAGAUUAUAUAAAAAGUUUUUACUUCUACAUUCGUAUUAGUGGUGGUGGAUCAUAUGAUGAAGAGGGUAAUGGUGUUAAGAUUGGAUAAUGGAUUGAAGUGGAUGAGAAUUUUAAUAAUAACUAAACGAUCUAUGAUGGUUACUAUAAUAAUGGUUAAAAAGUUGGUGUAUGGGUCAAAAAGCAAAGAGAAUGA